This is a messenger RNA of Macrobrachium nipponense, 11072 nucleotides long. RefSeq names its product serine incorporator 1-like. The record is from RefSeq and is a predicted model, not a curated record. The transcript is spliced from 7 exons. NCBI's taxonomy places the organism in Eukaryota, Metazoa, Arthropoda, Malacostraca, Decapoda, Palaemonidae. Gene Ontology annotation, cellular component: membrane. Bases 117 to 1685 code for a protein of 522 amino acids.
GGGAAAUGGUCGCAGUAUGAGUGUGUCGACGGCCGCCUCUCUCUCUUCUCCGAUUGACAUUUUACCCCCACCGCUGGUUCCUCUUGGUGUUCCCCGUCAAAAAAGGAAUAUUCGACAUGUCGACAAUGUAUGGCGACGAGGAAUUCGUCGAAGAGAGGAACUGCUGCCGUCCACAGUUCGGAUGCCUUUGUGGAACGUCGUCAUGUCGCUGUUGCUGCCGGUUUUGUCCGAGCGUGUCGGAGUCGACAUCAACACGUUUGGUGUACAUCUUCUUCUUAAUGAUGAGUGUCGCCGUGAUGGCCCUCAUGAUAUCCGUGCCAGUUAAAGAAGGCAUUAUGGAGUUGUUUCCAGAUGACAAUGUAGUCUGCGAGUGGCUUGGGGCUGGAGAUAAGUGUGAAGAUGCUCUCGGAUACGUUGCGGUGUAUAGAUUAGGGUUUGCGUUUACCUGCUAUCAUUUCCUUCUCAUGUUAGUUACUUGUGGAGUUUCAAGUAGUCGCGACUGCCGAGCGGGUUUGCACAACGGCAUGUGGUUUUACAAGUUCUUACUCCUCUUGACGUUUUGCAUCGGGGCUUUCUUUAUCCCAGAUCCCCAAGACUGGUUUAUCACAGUCUGGAUGUAUACAGCGAUGGCUGGAGCAGCUCUCUUCAUAGUGAUACAGUUAUUACUUCUUGUGUUUCUGUACCAUUCGUGGACCGACAAAAUCGCUGCCAGGGUGGAUAAUGGUGGAUCACGGUGCUUUUGGUAUGGCUAUGUGGCGCUGACUGUGUCAAUAGUUGCAUACAGUAUCUGCGCCUGUGCCGUCAUUCUCCUCUACUAUUAUUUUGCUGCUGACGAGGGAUGCGAUCGAAAUAGAUGGUUCAUUCUUAUUAACACUGCAGCCUGUGUGCUGGUCUCGAUUGUUGCAGUUGUAAAACAGGGUCCAAAGGAUAUUCGCCUACGUCUUCUGCACUCGUCGCUUGUCUCAAUGUACGUAAUAUAUCUCACCUGGACCGCAAUAGGAAGUGCACCCCGCAAAUACCAAAAACCAGAUAGCCGCAACAUUUGGAUUGGGCCAGGAUUUCACACCAGUUCCAGAAUCCUCACAACAGAACAACAGUAUUAUUGUGGACCUGACGACGACGAAGAAACUAAAGCUGAUACAAUAAUGCCGUACGUGAGUUUUGUCAUUACGUUCACAACGGUUAUGUAUUCUGCAGUUGGAACAUCAUCAACAGACAGUUGCCAGGCUAUAGAAUUCCCAAGCUGUCCAAGCAGACAGACAGUUCACCGUCAUAAAGUUGAAGACAUUGGAGGACAGAGAGUCAUUCGAAACGAAGCUAACGGCUUGGCUUACAGCUAUUCUCUUUUCCAUGUCAUGUUAGGUUUGGCAACUAUGUAUAUGAUGAUGAGCUUGACUGCUUGGUACACCCCACAGUUUGCGCAGCUCAUGACGUUUGGUCGUUCCUGGUCCGCCGUCUGGAUAAAGAUGAGCUCUUCGUGGGUGUGUCUCAUGAUAUAUUUCUCUGUGUCUAUUUUUCCGGCCAUGCUGCCGAGGAAGGGUGGAAGAACAGUCCCCAUCAAUGGAACUACAAUAGCCAAUGGAAGUUUGCGAGGUAGUCUGCGCAGUUUAGACGAUGACGACGAAGCUGCCGUUCCUCUUUCUCCGAGCAAACCAGCUAAAAUUGUUCAGGAAACUACAGUAUGAAUAUUAGGAGAGGUGUGAUUUUAAUUUAACUUCCAUCAAAUUUUAACAUUGUCCUCCUGGUUUUUUUUUUAUAUUAAAAUGUUAUUAUACAAUUGUAAAUAUUUGCUUCUCAAUUUACUGAAAAGGAUUGAUAUUUUUCUGUUAUUAACCCAUCAGAGCCUAUAGCUUGUAGAAUCUUUGUAUGGUGCAUUUUAUUAUCCAUUGUUAUAUGCUUCACUAAACAUUCUUAGCAAUGUGAACUUUUCUGGUAAGAACAUCAGAGUAACUAAAUAUUUGUUCAAACAGAAAUAUAAAUCAUUGCAUUUUAAGUAGAUUUCGUUAAUGUGGGCUAUAAACUGUUGUUGAACUUGGUAACAAAGUUUUUAAUUGUAGUUAGUGGGUGAAUUAUUGCCUCUAAAAUCCUUAUUUGGCAGCCAUAACCCAUCUCUUUCUUUUGCCUAUUCAAGGGUACAGAUUUAUGUGCUGCUCUCUCCUAGCUGUCUUAUUGAAGUUGCUUUUUCUGUUGGUGUAUAUGUCUGUGUUUGUGCACUUAUUGUGGAGGCUAAUGACAUGAGCAAGUAUGUUGCCACUCUUUCCUCUUGUGUUUGUGUAUCUCCCAUGGACUUUGUUCAUCCUGCGGGGUUAGGUCCUGCCACCCUGAUUAUCCCUGUGGUGAGGAGUUUGCUGGGUGGUCUCCUUUGCAAUGGAUUAAGUUUAUCAAAAACUGUGACCAAAAAGCAUUUGCCUGUCUUCCACAAUCUUUUUUUUUUUUUUUUCAUCACUUGGCCACAGCUAAGUGAUCCACUGUUCCUGUUACUGCUUUUGCGAUCCCUGCUUUAGGAUCUCAAUGUAAUUGAGACUCCUGUAGUAAGUAGUUGUCCUGCCUUUGGGAGAUACACCUGCAUUAUCAAAAACAGGCAUGCGACAAUAUCAUUGUCAAUUCCAUCCUGAACCAGCUCUGUUGUAGUUGAGAAGAGCAAGACUUACAAAUGGAGUAAGAUAUAUAAUCUUCUCCAUCUCCUCUUCCCCUUCUUCCUCUAGAAAAGCAAAGAAGUCGUGUCAGGCUUCGAGUAAGUGCCUUCCUUCUUCAAGGGUUGGUGGCAGAGUUCGCUUGCCUGCAGGUUAGAUGUUUGCUGUAGACUGGUUUGACUUGGGAGUUCCUUAGCGUGCUCAGGACCUCAUGUCUCUCUUUCUUAUUAGACCAGGGAACUGUCCCGAACUCUCUCCUGUACUUCUGCAGAGGUAUACAGAGUAGAGUUGGCACUAUCCUCUCAUUGAUAUCGUGCACGUGCAGAUGGGGUUAGCACAGCAGGUCUCUGUUGUAUUUUACUAUACCUCUUAUUAUUAUGAGAAUCCGCAGCACUAGAUUGUGCAGGCUCUUGGGCUGUGUCUGGUAAGUUCUGAAUAAGUCCAAGUGAGGGGGUCGCCCCACAUUUACCCAACUUCCUUGAAUAAAACCACCUUAUAACCAGGUUUCUACAACUGUUUGCAACUCACACUGAGGAAUACUACAUAAAAGGCUCUGUUUUGUAUGCCUAGGAAGAAUUACUUAAAGAUUAAUUAACUUGAUAUUUAUUUUUAAUAAAUUGUAAUGUUAGCAGGUAAUUGUAUUUCUAAGUAAUUUUCAAGUUAGAAAAAAUUUAGCUCUAAUAGUAAAUACCACAAAAUCUAUAUGAAGUGAACAGAAAACUCAUUGGAGUACUGUUUACUGCUUGAUAGAAACUUUUAUUUCACUCUUAAUUGUUUCAUUAUCAGUAAACUUUGUCAGUAAACAAGAAAAGAUUUUUACAGUAUACAAAGUUAUACCUGGUACUCAGUCUCUUUUUACUCAUCUUGCAGAAAUUAGACAUGCGUGGUUCUCUCUACUCUCGUCCUUUUUCUGUUUUGGAGUGAUUUCACCACACCAACGUGUACCAAGGACUUUGUUCUUAUAAGGAAGAAGUUACACAACCAAGUUUUUAUUUGUAAUAGAUAGCUAUAAAUAGAGUAUUGGCUACGAAGGAUUGCUUAUAAAAGUAGUUGAUCUCGGAUCUGUAAAGUAACAGUUUUGGUACUGGAUUUAUGAUUGUGGCUCGGCAAGGAAAAAAAAAAGAAAGAUUCAAGGAAAUUUUAAAAGCAUUUAGAGAAGAGUGCUUUGGGAUUUGUGAUUUUUGUCAUUUGGGAUUUUUGUCAAAACCAAGUUUACAUUUGGGUAGUGUAGGCGUAAAUUUUUGUCUGAGAGACUGCCAAGUCAUCCUGACUUACAUUUAUACUGACAUGGUAUUUCCUAUUUAUUAUCUGACCUAUAUCACUUUUUUAAGGUAAUGAUGUAUGGGUGAAACAGACCAGAUUUUAGUUCAGGCAAUAAAUGAUUGACUUGAUGAUAAUGAUGAAUGUGUCAUUCUGAUGAGAGUUAUACUGAUGAAUUUAGUCAGAAUAUUAUAAGUAUGGUAAUUUAUCACUGUGUCUUAUCUGCAUUUCAUUCCGUCCGUUUGAAAGUUCAGAUUUUUGUCGUGAAUAGUGGGCUAAUAUCAGAUAUCUAAAUUUGAUUUACCAUUAAUGGAAUGAAUCUUUUAGAAUUUUAGAUUUAUUAUGACACAGUAGCCAGUAUAAAAUAUAUUGCCAUCAGAUAAGUAUUUGAUACCUUAUUUAUUAAUUAUUUUGUUUUCAUAUCUGUGCAAAUAACUAAUAAUUAAUCUGUUACACAGAAAGUACAAUUUUCAAGCGAGUGUUGCUUCCAAUUCUCGUGAAUUUAAUGUUUAUAUUCCCAGACUUGGUUUGUGUAGACGCCUUGACAUGUGGUGUAGUUACAUGUUUCAGAUCUGACUAACCAACCUCCAACAAAUAAAACAUCUGUGGUAUACCAUUAUUAUAUAUUUACAUUUUCUUGUUUGUAUCUGCAUGGUGUCUGUGUGUGUGUGAAAGUAUUCAAUAACUGGAAAGUGAUGCGUUUGUAAAGAGGACAAUAUUUUUUUUAAUGUCUGGUAGGUUACUUUAGUCAGUAACCUACUUAAACCUGGGUAAGAGUUGGGGUGAUACUGCAUGAAGGAAAGUAAUGCUUGAACCUUAGUUGGUGUUAUUAUUAUUGUAAAAGAUUAGUUUAUCCGGACCUCUGAGCCUAAUAAAGCCUCUUCUCGGACUGGUUUGAAACUUGGUAAGUUUGGGAGAAUUAGCAACCAAUGUUUAAGUUUUUAAAGCCGUUGAUGAUUCGUUUUCUUUCUCAGUAUUUUUUUUUUACUCUGGAUGCAAUUGUAAAUGUUUUUGAGGCUUUUAAAACCUUAAUUGGAAUCCCUUUGAAUUGUUAUUUUUCCAUUACUCUACUUGCACCUGUUUGGGCAGUUUUAAAGUCUUUUAAUUCAUGAUUUACUAAUGCACUCGGGGUCGUUUUGUGCCAUCACAAGUAGAGUAUAUAAUGUGCACUCAUAGUUCAGGACCCACACAACUUCCAAACGUGCUUUUAGUUUUAUAUCACCAGUGUUAUCAUUGUAACCUUAGUGGAGAAGUUUUUACGCACACACUUCAAGAGAUCUUUGUUACGUCCAAAACGAAGUCCAGUAGGUUUAUCCUGAUAACAUGCUCCUCCAUUUUUAUCUUUGGUUUCCUUUAUCUCAAAGUUUAGCUUGUUUCCCCUUUCCUUUUUCUUUGUAGCAUAGGCUAGAGAAGGUUAUUGUUGAUAUUGUAAUUGCUUAAGGAUACUUGAGUUGCGUUUCUUAAUACACAAGGGCUAGUCUGAACGGGAAGACUUCUUAAUUGAUGGGCAAAAAGAGGCCUAGUGUAAAGUUGAUAGAUGCUAGAUAAUGAAGUAGUUAGAGAUAAAGUGUGAAGUAAUUAAAAAGUAAAAGGCUGAUAGCCAUAUUUUUUUUUACAAGUGAGAAAUGCUGCAAUAGUGAGAAACUGAGAAGGUACUCCCUGACUAGAUGCUGUAUGAUAAAUCUUUAAAAUACCCCAUCUUAUCCACCUUAGCAAAAUGGAAAAGCAUUCAUAUUUUGCCCUGUGAGCAUGUUGCAUUUAUUUUUAAUUGUGUUGAUAUUUGAGAAAGGAAACAUAUAUUGUUGAUAUUUUUCAUGUUAGACACACUGUAUUGAUAUUUUAUCUCUAUUGAUAUAUUAUCUCACUGACAUUUUCAGUAGACCUGCAUAAAUUUUCCUUGUGAGAUGCAGUUUCUGAAAGAAUUUAUUUAAUUUCUUUUGUAGUGGUUGUGUAGUCCAUUGCUGUGAGGUGAUUGCUGUGCAGUGGCCUUAGAUUUUUCUUUUACGGCUACUAACAAGUUCCUGUUAUUAUGUGCUUAUUUCUUUCAUUCUUAAAAGAAACUAACAUUAGUGCACGUUGCGUAAAACAGACUGUUGCCUAACUGCUUUUUGAUUUUGCGUAAUUGUUUUCUGUGUGGAGGAUCCUUUUACAGUAUUUCUGAUAUAUUUACGUGUAAAUAAUUCUCAUUUGUUUAAUGCGUACAAUUUCUUUUACAGAUAUAGUUCAUAAAACUUUUGUGUAAAUACAUAUUUUAUAUAUUUUAAUAUAUUGUACCGUAACACAUUUUCCUUAAGUGGUCAAGUUUUUGUUUCACUUAUGUAGAUCUGAAAAAACUCGUUUUUAAGUGUAAGCUUGAUAUUACUGCUAUAGAUCUGUUGUGAUGAGAGAAUCUGGUAAUGUUAGCUAAACUUUGCUUGAUAUAGAUAAUAUCAUAGCUAUGAAUCUCAAAAUGUUGCUAUUCAAUUCCAGUUUGGUUUUGGCAAGAAAUGUUUCUCUUGCCAUCUUGGGGAUGGCUAUUAAUUGUGCAGCUUGUUACAUGGUAAUUAUUUUGGUGAAGCAGAUGGUUGUGUAGACUACUAGUCUCAUACUCUCAAGAUUUUGGAUGUGGUACCUACCUAUCUGCUCUCUUAAAUUGAAAAAUUUGACUCGAUAGGGCAAAUGUUUCAAAUUAUAGAUUGUGACGUGUUGGUUGUGUGAAAGAAAUAUUGAAGACUAGAUAUCUACUUUGGAUUAUACAGAAGUAGGGUAGAAAGUGUCCCUACAGCAUUAUUGUCAAUUGUAGAUUUCUCUUCUGGGUUUUUGUAAGGGUUUUAAUGUUAAAAGUGAGUUUAUGUGAAGGUUUAAUAUUCAUUUUGUACUGUAUUUUAAGUUGUUGAAUUGAGGUUUUGUUGUGUAUUGUAAAUAUAUGCAGAAUUGUGGUGAGCAGAAAUCUGUUCAACAUUGUCAUGAGUAUAUUUCAAUUUCAACCCUACAUUGAUUGAUGUAUGUAUUUGAGGCAAUAAUAUGUCUGCAUUAGAGUAAUCUUGGUGAUAGAAGUUUACUUACGACGUGGUUUGGAAGUCGCGCAAAGUUGUUGGUCCCGUUGCUGAAUAACCACUGGUUCCAUGCAACGUAAAAACACCAUACAAACAAACAUUAGAGUAAUCUAAAAGGUAUAUGGAAAGUUUACAAAUUAUCCGGAAGGGGUUAAUAUGCACACUGGAGAAAGCUAUAUGUUCACCUAGGAUUAAUGUGUUUGGGGGGCUGGUGGUUCUUGUUUUGUAUAGUUGGGUAGUGUCCUCAGUAUUGUAAGAUGUAAAUAUCUAAAGGUCUUUUUCAAGCAUUUGUUGUGUCUUAGUGGGGUAGUUUGAUAUGAUUAAAUGUUUUCAGGAUCUGGUGGGCACAUUUCCAAUAGUUAAUUAUGAUGAACAAAUCCAAAACCAGUCAUUUUUGUUAUGACUCCUCUAUUUCCUCAAAAAUUUUUUUAAUACUCUUCAUUGAAAACCUGAAAUCUUGAACGGUUCACUGCAGAAAUACUCUAAUUUUAGAUCAAAAUUGAACCCGCUCUACUAGAAAGUUAGGUUACCACUAAUACACAAGAGAAGGGAGAGUUUCUAUAAGUAUAGUUCCUCAUUUUGUAAUCAAAGCUUUCAGUAGAAAGUAUAUCCAAAAUUACUAUUCAAGAAAAGUGAAAGUAAGAAGUUAAUAGACACUUGACUGUAUUAUGUCUGUUUAAACUUGCAAUUUCUUUAUCAUAUUUACUAUAAGUAGUAUCGACUUUAUAGUACUAGUAAGAGGAAAAAUGUGUUCCUAUAUAAGCAACAUUCUAUGUAGCCUGACCAAUUAUCCAAAGUGCACUUGUUACUGUAGUCUGCAUUUAAACUUUGUAGUAACUAAAACAAUCCACUGGGAAAGAUCAGCAAAAGGGUACAUAUUUACAGGUCUGUAAUUAUAGAUAUGAGAAACUUAGUGGAUGCCACGACACUGUGUGUAUUGUAUUUUUGGUGAUUUCACUCAUUUUUAUUCAUGCAUUAAAUUUAUGGUAAUGAAUGUAUAUGUAAUGUUGAUCGUGAUGAAUCAUAAUUGUAGCACAAGUCAUGGUGUAAGGCCUACAAAUAUUACUACAUAAUAUAUUUUGAUGCUUUAAAAAUCAGACUUUAUCAGUAAUAUAUAUAUUUAAAGAUACAGUAGAUAUAGUGUUAUAUGUAUUUGGACAGCUGUACAGUAGCUUAUAUAGAGUAGUUUAUCUAUGGUCAAAAACACAUUAGACUAAGAACUUUAAAUGACAGGCGUGGUUGCCAUUUUAAUUUCAACACAGUUUAUCGUUUCUGUUAUUUGUAGUGUUGCAAGAAUAUGUAACACAUGAAGACCCAUCACUGAAAUUGUUUUUUGAAUAGGAAUAUCUGUAGCAGAUUAUAAUUACCAUAAGACUUUAAACAAAAGCAAAACCACUUCACUUACCGUACAUUUCUGUGUCUCGCUGUAGAUCAGUUUGUUAUAUAAUUGACAGGGUAUAGUAGUUAUGUUUUAUUCUUAUUUCCUGUAGCUUGUAUAGUCACGGUUUCCCGUGAAAAACCGAAUCAUUUUGUGUCCAAGAGGUUUUGUUCCAAAAACACACAGAUCUAAACAAAUUUUGUAAUAUGAACACACAAACUUUUAGUAAUAUACUGCCUUCAUGUUUGUUGAAAGUGUAACAUUUCCAAGUUUAAUUAAAACUUGAAUUGUAUACUAAGGCAGUCCCCGGGUUACAACGGGGGUUCCGUUCUUGAGACGCGUCGUAAGCCAGAACAUCGUAAAAAAUCCUAAGAAAACCUUACUUUUAAUGCUUUUGGUGCAUUGAAAACUAUGUAAACUGCAUUCUUAUUGCAUUUUUCAUAAAAAAAACCCUUCAAAUAUUGAUUAUUUUGCAUUUUUGGUGUCAUAUUUUAUCUGCCAGAUCAGCAUUGUAGGCGACGUAACUCUGGAAAUAAUUUCUGAUGAAUAUAAUUGAGAAGCGCCUUAACCUCGGAACGUCGUAAGCCGAACCCGUUUUAACCUGGGGACUGCCUGUAUUCAGUUUGUGCUGUUGACAAAUUUAAGUCAUUGAAUUUUUGCUUUCUUGUUUCACAAGAACAUUACUAGACGUAGGUUCAAUAUUUUUGAAGGCUUUCAUCUUUUAACAUGUAGAAAUAAGAAACUAGGCAUCUUAGAAAAUUUUCACUCUAUUUUACCCAUAAGUUUAUUUAAGUUUACUAAUUUCAUAUCAGAAGGAUGCCAUGAUAUCAUUUAGACUUUUUCAUUUAAUACUUGUUGCCUAAGAGGUUUGCAUAACUCAAAUGCAGCUGUUGAUGCUUUUGCUUGCUUUCCUAUGCUUUAAGUGCCAUUGAUUCUUCACAGGUUUUUUUUUCCAGCAAGUUUUAUUGUUACAAUAUAUGAGAAUCGCAAGAGAGAAAUGUGAUCAAGAGUUCAUCAUGAUUACUAAAUCAAUACGAUGACAUUGAUCUAGUUUUAAGGUAUAAUAAGUUUAAGGUAUAGGUUUAAAUUGCUUUAUAUUGUUAACGUAGUUGCUUGAAAGAUCUGAUUGUGUAAUUGCUUUAGAAUAGUGUUGUAUACCAAAGAAGAAUGCUACACAAAAUGUUAAGAGUUCAGCACAAAAUUAUAUUUUGUCCUCGAUACAAAGAACAAAUAUGUUUGUAUUAACACAGCAUGCCGAGCUUCCAUAAUGUAUCAGGAAAAGAUCUUUUUAACAAAUGUUAACUUGAUUUAGGCUUUACCCAGCUUUUCAGAAGCGAUUUGUUGGUUAAAUCAUAAAUGCAUUAUUUUUACAGCAGAAUAUAUUUUAUUGAUAAAAAUACUUUUCCAGUGAAAUCAAUAUUUUUCCAGUAAAUUUUAUACCAAGGCAUAUUUUUAUAUUUUCAACUGCAAUGUAUUUGUGAGUAGGUUUUUGUAUGUAUAAGACAAGACAUUGAAUAACUUUAUAAUGUAGAUGUGGAUUGACACGUUUGUUGUGCAUUUGUAAUUUAUGUUGUUUGUAAAUGUUUGACUGCCAAAUAUGUUCUAGGUUAUUUUGAUACAUUGUUAGAUUUGUGUUCUUUGAGCAAGAGACACUGCUCCUGUAGAAAUUGAUACUUACAAAUUGGUAGUUUUAGAAACUUUAUUCAUAAAGUAGAAUUGCAGUCAAGCUGAAGCUGACUGGAAAUCGUAGAGAUUGAACCACAUUUAUUGAUACUCAAAGUUGUAAACUUGGCCUUUAAAAUAAUCCCAUUUCAAGGAGAAAUGAAUUACUGUAUAUUAUGAUAGGUAAGAAGGCAUAUAUCCUCACAACCCCACCUACAGCCAGUAAUGAAACAAGGCGUCGAAGAAAGAUAGUAAAUUAAAAUGCUCUCCUGGAAAAGCAUUUAAUUUACUUUUAUUCUUCGGCUCCUUAUUUCAUUACUGGCUGCGGUCAUGGCGCUGAAUGACCAAAAUAGGUUCCAGUGCAUGGGCUUGUCCCUAAAUUUCAUAAUCCAUCCAUUUAUCCAUCAUAGUUCGUUCUGGUUGAAAUGGGAUUAUUUUAAGGACUAAGUUUACUACUCGCCAAGUUAUCCAAUACCAUUCAUUAAUCUUCUGUUGUUGUCCAGCCUGUUAUAAGUCAACUCUAUUUUGCUACAGUUGUAUGGUUUGAACUUUCAACUAUAGUAGGGAAGGACUAAGCCGAGCAGAUUGAAGCAGUUCUCAUAUUAUUAGUGUAGGGUGGAUAGUAGCAAAGUGGAUGGCAUUGCCCUAGUUCAUAAUUAAAACAGGUCUCUGUGGCAUUUAGCUUUCCCAGCUGGUAUGAUAAUAUCCAACUGGCAUCAAUUUCAUAUUCACUGAUCAACUGUGGAAUUGGCAUUCCCUAUCUUGCUGUUCACGCAAGGUUAGUGUUGACACUCCUCGAGCUGGGGAUAACAUCAUUGUUGUUGACUUGGACCAAGUUUAAAUUGAAUGGCAUCGCUGUCUACUGGAGCAAAUUGGUCUGGUGGUUACCUUCAUAAGUUCAGAUCUUCGUAAUGUUGUCUUGGCUGAUGGCUUGCAAGACUAAUUCUAACUAGGAUUGUACAGCUAACACAGGUGCUUCCGUCACUAGCACUGGCUCUGGGAAUAUAUAAGUAAAUAUACCUUAAAGAACACAAAUAUGAUAUAUUGCUUUUGUUCAGAUGCCUUCUGUAAAAUAGCUUUUGUAUCAAUAAAAUGGUUAAAUUA